CGGGGAAGAGACUCGGCAAACACACAGUAUCUACCCAAUUCCCCAGAAAUUCCUCCUUGUCAAAGGAGCUGACACUCUCCUUCCUGCACAAUUUCAGACUGUAGCCUUCCGUUUUUCGUGACCAAACAAAGGAAAAGAUAUAUAGGAUGGGUACCCGAAGACCCAUGAGCCGUACAUCAUCUACAAAUGGGAGGUACUAUGACUCCCUAGGAAGCAGCAACGGCAGUGCCAGUGAAAGUGAAGAUAGUAAUGGGUCUGCAUACAGUCCCCGACCAGAUAGUAGAAAUUAUCUGCUGAAUGUGAGACCUGAGAACAGUCGCUCCAGCUUCAGUCGGUAUUCAAGCUAUACACCAGGAAGGACCACAUUUUGCAGCAUCAUCUCUCAGCUGACUGAGGAGACACAGCCGUGUUUUGAAACCACUCUGAAACCCAAAGCAGUGUCAGAGGGAUGCGAUGCUAAAUUUAUCUGCAUGGUGUCAGGAUAUCCAGAGCCUGAGGUUACCUGGUAUAAAGAUGAUGAGGAGAUGGACAGAUACUGUGGUUUGCCGAAGUAUGAGAUUUUCCGAAACGGAAAUCAGCACACCUUACAGAUUUACAAUUGUCUGGAAGAAGAUGCUGCCAUAUACCAAGCUUCAGCAAGAAACAACAAAGGAAUUGUGUCUUGUUCUGGUGUGCUGGAAGUUGGUACAAUGACUGAAUUUGAAAUACACCAAAGGUGGUUCGCCAAACUCAAAAGGAAAGCUGAAGCAAAGAUGCGUGAGAUUGAGCAGAGCAGGAGGCGGGUGAAAGAGAAUUUAGAGGAAGGAGAAAAAAUAAGGGCAUUAAGCCCAGAAAGAAUUCAGAGAAAGAGAAGAUUCUCAAAAGAAAAUAAGCAAGAAGCUGCUGCUGCUGAAUCAGAAAAAGAAGACUUAAUAAAGGUCCAUAUUCCAGACCCAAACUCACGACUGCAAGAGGACAUAUCCAGUACAGUGCAGCAACCACAGAAUGGGGUUAACGGGUUCACAGAACUGGAUAAAUCUCAAGAAGAAUCAGUAGUCACAAAUGGUUACACACUUCCUGAGAAUGUAGAGGAUAGUGGUAAAGAAUUCCUGGCCUAUGUCUAUGAAACAGUGGCAGUAAUAACAAAAAAGCCAACUGCAAAAGAGUCAUAUGCAAAAAAGAAAAAAAAAGAGGAUGAUCCUCCUGUUUCUAAAGCAGAAACCAAGAGAGAGGAGGCUGCACCUGUUAGCAUUCAAAAGAAAGCAGAGGGCAUAAGUCCAGCUCCUAGGAGAUCUCGCAUUAACAAGGAUCAUACUAUGUCAGCAGAUGAAAAAAUGGAAAUUCAGCCAACUCAGCCAGUAGUUACAGCAAACCGAAGGUUUGCCAUUAACACUGCACUUCCGAAAGUAGGGAAGACAAUAUCAAAAGAUACAAAGAAACCAAAAGAAUCAGUGGCACCACCAAUCAAGGUAGCAGAUGCCACCAGCUCAAGGAAAGAUCCCCUGCCACCAAAGACAGAUGGUAUCUUUUCUUUGAAGGAUAUGUAUUUUGGGGAGUCAUUGCAAGUUACACAAGAGGAAAAAGAUGUCAGGCCAUCUAAUGUAGUCCAGAAGUCAAAUGCUGAAAUAAAAGUCUCUAGCGUUAAACAAGAUAGAGGUAUUCCAACAAAGUUUGGAAUACAGACACAAGUUAGUGAGCCACCAAAAGCAGCUCCAAGACGCUCCAGAGAACAAAGAGAACUGCUUUCAGGUACUACACCCCAAAAAGCAAGCACACAAUAUGAUGCUUCAGUUGGUAGCACCUUAGAUAAUCAAGGGAGUCAGGAGGCAAAACCUGUUUGUGAAGUUCUACAGCAACCCAUUGUAGAAAGCAAACCAGAGCCUUCUUCCCCCAUUAAAUCACAUUCUAUAUCUGACAUUCCUGAGCAAAAGCAGUUGGAACAAGUUCCAUCUCUGAGGCUGCCUGAGAGAGAAAUCCAAGAACCAGAUGUCUUAAAUAAGAGCAGAAUAGCCUCAGAAGACCUUCCUGAAGAAAAGUCCCAGACAGAAACAACUGAAAAACUGAAGAUCUUAGAGAUGGAGUAUAUGUCUUUGCAGAAAGCUUAUGCCCUGCUGCAACAGCAACUUGAGCUAAAUCAGAAGACUGAAGAACAGAUGAAGACAAAGGAAGUCACAGAAUCGCAGGAAAACAUUGGACAAAAGCAAAUCCUCAUCUCUGAACAGAAUCAAAUGGAAAUGCAAAAAAUCAGAGAUGAGAGCAAUGUGGCUGAAUCUUUAAAUUCACCAGUAUUCAUGGAGACAGAUGAAGCCAUAAAAGCAGAAAUGGAUGCUACUCCUCAAAAGGAAGGAGUAGAUCAUGAAAGUAAUCAAGAUUUAGUUUCCUCCUUAUUAUCCGAACAUUCUACAGAAUUCUUAAUGGAAUGCAGUUCAGAGAAAGGUUUAGAUAAUAAGGAUGUUUGCUUGACUGAACCUGAAUCAAAAGUGGUAAAAGAGAAUAAUUUUUUUCCACUCAAGUUAUUGCAGGAGGAAAAAACGAACAUUGAAGGUGAUGAUGAUAAUUUUUAUAAACCCAGUGCCAAUUCACAUGAAGAUGGUGAAGAGAACCCAAGAUUGUCAGACUCUAAAGUGGAAACGAUGGAGGGUAUAAAGGAAACAAAACAAGUAGAUGAAAAAAACGAAACCAAAUUAGAAGAAAUACUAGCAUCUGAUAAACAAAACUCAAAUACUCUCUCUAUCACACCCACCUUCGAAAAUACUAAUCAAUUAAUAUUAUUAGAUGUGGAUUUGACAAAAAUGGAAACAAGCAUUCCACCCUCCAUUACAGCCCAACCUUGUAUAGAAAGCAUAGAUGAUGUUAAGGAACUAAGUAUUUCUGAAGAUAUUGUAGAAACAAAUAUUCCAGGUGCCACGUCAGUGGCAAAUUUAUUGGCUGGGGACACUAACCAAUCUGUGGUUACACUUUUAAGAGAUGUAAAGGCCGCUUUGGAAUCAGGGAUUGUUAAAGAUGUAGAAUGUCCUUCAGAAUCCAGUUCUAGUUCAGGGCUUUCUCCACUUGUAAUAUCUUCUCCAGAAGAGUAUUUUAUAGAACCUAUGCUGCCUUUAUCAAGUGAAGAAGAGAAAAAUAUUAUUCAUCACCCUGUGGUACCUGAGCUUGAAACCAUACCCGUAAACAUCCAAGCAAUCACUUCUGAGAUUGAAGAAUCUGCCAAAGACAUUGAGGUUCCAAUAUCUCCAGAGCAUCAAACAAAUGAAGAGGCUCAAAGUGAAAUGAUAUUAAAAGAACAGAGUAAGCAAGAUCACAGUUUAGUAACUACUUUGAAGAACUCUUUGUUAAAGUUGUUUCAUAUAAAACCUGCAGAUGAUGUAGAUCAUAAUUCAGAGGUCAAAGAAAGAAACAAAGUUGGUGAAAUUCAAGUUGGAACUCCUGAAGAAAUGUCUUUUAUAGAGGGAAAUGUAAGUCCCAUGAAUUCUAGUAAAACACUGACAUCAGAUGAAUAUCACUUUCAAAAGAUUGCAGAGAUUUCCACAACAGGAAAAGUAUCUCCAACUUUGGAAGUGGACAUCCCUCAAAAUGCAGACUCUUUGAAAACAAUUCCUACCACAUGCAGAAAAGCAAGCGAAUCCUCUAAAAAAGGCAUAACACAGGAGGUACAUAGUGCCCCACUGACCCCAGCAAUCUCCAGGAGUUCAAGGGGUUUAGAUGAAGAGUUUGUGUUGAACAAAGACGAUCUUAGCUUUAGUCCUGCCACUGCACGAAAGAUUGCAGGGAAAAUAUGCGCUGAUGCAGAAUUUCCUUCUGUUUUAUCUGUGCCUUCUAUAGUUGUUGGCAGCCUUCCUGCUGAAAAGACCCUUGGAAAUUUGUUCUCUGAUUUUGAGAAAGAUAAUUGUCGCAAAUGGAGGUCUACUGAAAACGUAAGUUUUAUUCCUUCAGCAACACCACAGGAGCUGGCCUCUGGGGCACGUCGCAAAAUAUACAUUGCUAAGCCAAAGCAAUUAGAAGAAACAGGCAGUACCGGUUCACUUACACCUCCUUCUAAACGAGAAAGCCCUAGUGUUUCUCCUGGCCAGACUAGAAGGAAUACUUCUUUGCUGUCCUCUCAGCCUCAGCAAGCUGAAAAGCGUUCACCAGUUAUGGCUAGAAGGAUGACAAAGUUGGAAGUGCCAAAGAUAAAUGAAGAAUGUGCUGAGAAAGAGGGGAGCUCAGAAGACCAUUCUGUGCAAACUAAAGAUUCAGAUAUCUUGCCAAAAGAUGAUAUACAGCCAGUUGAACCUAAAAAGUCCAAUGAUCCUCAUAAAGCUCCACAAGUGAUAAGGAAGAUAAGAGCCGAGCAAUUUUCUGAUGCAUCUGGAAAUCUUAAACUUUGGUGUCAAUUUUUCAACAUUUUAAGCGACUCUAUUAUAACAUGGUAUAAAGAUGAAGUUCAAGUUGCUAAAGUAAACCGAAGUUGCGGUGAUGAAGGCCAGGUGGCACUUGCCAUUGUUCAGGCAUCAACGAAAGACUGUGGUGUUUAUCAGUGCACAAUUGAUAAUGAUUAUGGUACAGAUUCAACAGACUGCCUUCUAAGUGCAGAGAUUUUGUCCGCAUUCAUCAGCAAAGAAGAAGCUGAAGUUGGGGAAGAAAUAGAGAUGACACCAAUGGUUUUUGCAAAAGGAUUAGGUGACUCAAGUUACUGGGGGGACAAAUUUUUUGGAAGGAUUAUGAUGGAAAAUGCGCAUGUUGGAGAGGGAUUUCUGAGGAAGUCAUGCCGAGCCAAGGCUAUAUACGGGCUGGAACCAAUAUUUGACUCUGGAAAAACAUGUAUAAUCAAAAUAAAAAAUCUUAUCCCAUUUGGAACGAAGAAUGAAAGUACCUUGGUUGAGAAGAAUUACGAGAUCACAAUUCAGGAGUGUAAAAUUCAGAACACUACCAGAGAAUACUGCAAGAUAUUUGCUGCUGAGUGCCGAGCAGUCUCCAGCUUUGGACAGGUCCCAGAAAUUGUACCUCUGAACGUAAUUUAUCGACCUGCCAACAAUAUACCCUAUGCUACAAUUGAAGAGGACUUAGAAGGCCGUUUUCAAAAGUACUGUAUCAGAGAUCAAGGUGGAAAACUACACAUUAAGAAUUCAUCAGAGACUGAACAGAAAUGUUGCACUUUUCAGCACUGGGUCUACCAGUGGACCAAUGGAAAUAUGCUGGUCACAACUUUAGAAGGAGUUGGAUGGAAAUUAACUAAUAUUGGAAUUGCCACAAAAUCCAAGGGAUACCAAGGCCUAAAGGAGAGCUGCUUCCCCUCUGUGCUUGAUGAAUUUCCCUUGGUUCACCAAUGUAAUCGUUACUGUGAAAUGCUUGGGCUAAAAUCUCUAAAAGCCAGUGAAGGCCUUCAGCCUCCAGCCAAACCAAAGGCCUCAAGGAGUCCUAUCAUGAGUAGAAAAACCUCCUCAGGUCAAUCCAGUCCACAGAUACAAAAAAAGGGGUUGGCAAGCCCACAGACUGCCAGAAAAGUGGGUGUCAGCCCUAAGAUUACACGAAAAGCCACUGAUACAGGAGAUGCCAAAACCAAAGGAAACCAUGCCAUGACGCCUGCAAAAUCCCAAUAACACCUCAAAACAGAGGCAUAUUAAUAUGUCAUCAGUGCAGACUUAUUGGAUUUUCAACAUUUUAUCUACUAAACAAACUCAGUUUGCCAGUCGUCCUUAUCCUAGAUACUGUUCAUUGAUGUGGUGAAGUAUGUUGGCUGUUGACAGCCUUGUGUGCUGAGUUGCAUUUGGUUUGGACAAAGAUCACAGAACUUGCACUUACUCAGUGAUCCCAUAAGGUACUGUACGUGAGAGCUUUGGGAUAUUCUAAGUAUUUUUUUUGCGCUGGAUAAGCUGCAAAUGGAAGGAAACAUAUACAGAAAACAUCAAAAUGAUCAUUUAGGGCAAAAAGCAAAACUGCACUGCUUUCCAGAGAUAACAGGAUAAAUGUACAUUAAUCAGUAGUACAAUUUGUAACAGUAUAAGAACACGCGGCUCAUGUUUUCUGUUCAAUUCAUAUUUCAUCAUUUAAAUCAACAUAUGAUAUUGAUUCUCUUUUGAGUGCAUAAAUUGCAGAAACCCAAAAGUAACUGGGCAACCUAUGUUUGGAAAUGAAAAACAACCGGUUUCUGUUGAUUGAUUAUGUAUUAAUGAACUGUAGUAUCGCUGCACAGAUCACCUAUUGUGUUUUUCCAAUGAAUAUGUUCCAGUAAAUCAUUGGGUGCUUCAGACAUAUGCUCUCUAUGUAGCCUUUGCAGCAACGUUGCUGACAUUGGGCGUUAUAUUGACAGCUUUGUUUUUAGAGACAAAAACAGAAAAAAAGCACAAAC
Molecule: messenger RNA, 6304 nt
Organism: Xenopus laevis (African clawed frog)
Lineage: Eukaryota; Metazoa; Chordata; Amphibia; Anura; Pipidae
Gene: alpk3.S
Product: alpha kinase 3 S homeolog
Exons: 16
Coding region: 147-5555 (1802 amino acids)
Biological process (GO): cardiac muscle cell development
Cellular component (GO): nucleus
Molecular function (GO): ATP binding; protein serine/threonine kinase activity
Source: RefSeq, a predicted model, not a curated record